AUGCCACCAAAAGUCGACGUACCGACAGGCCCACCCCUAUCACAAGAACAGUGCCUCCUGUUUCGACUACCACCCGAACUAAGAAACUAUAUCUACGAAAUUGCACUCGAAGUUGACGAAGAUUACGAUGGCGAGGUCGUUCUGAGACGACAGCUCGACAGCAGUCACAAGACCGUGUUGAAUCUGCUCGGCGUGUGUCGCUUGAUCAAUCAAGAGGCCGCAGGCAUAUUCUACUCUCAACACAAAAUCGCCAUCCCUUCGAACAUCCUCUGCGCCAACAGCGACUACGGACAACGUUCUCCUGGCCUCAUAUCAACACUCAGCCGACUACGCCUCAAAGGUCUCCGCGAUCUAACCGUGGGCUGUCACGGCGGGUUCGAAAACGGACUCGAGCGCGUCACAUCCGCCUGCAAUCGCUUGAGGUCGCUGCCGGCUUUGCAGACGCUGUGCUUCCGGUUGGUGGACCCCAACAGAAUCCACCAGUGGGAGAUGAGGGUGGAGGUGGAGAUUCCGUUUCUGAAGAGAGCGGUGAGGAAGUUGGGUUCGGUGAAGGAGUUGAGGUUUGAGAUUGAGGAGCCGAGUGAUCGAGAAGUGUUUAUGGAGCGGUUGGAUGCGGUGGUGGCGAUGCUGCCGCAUAAUGCUCGAAGGAUAGAACAGCAUGUUGGUGGCGAGAGCGUGCUACGUUCUGAGGCGGCUGUGGAAGGAGAUGGCUUGCCAUGA
This is a messenger RNA of Zasmidium cellare ATCC 36951, 720 nucleotides long. RefSeq lists its product as uncharacterized. The transcript is spliced from 2 exons. The record is from RefSeq and is a predicted model, not a curated record. The coding region runs from base 1 to 720 and encodes 239 amino acids. Lineage: Eukaryota; Fungi; Ascomycota; Dothideomycetes; Mycosphaerellales; Mycosphaerellaceae.